AGUAUCCGGAAGCGUCGCCGUCCAUGGAAGCGGCCGGGCCGCGGCGGAGCCGCCGGAGCCUCCGCGCCCGGGGAUGAGGUGCUGCCCUCCGGACUGAUGGCGUCGGGCGCGACGAGCCGCUCCGAGGACGAGGAGUCGCUGGCGGGGCAGAAGCGAGGCUCGGCCCAGGCCUCGGGCGCCAUCCCCAAGCGCCGCAGCUCCUCCAGGUUCAUCAAGAGGAAGAAGUUUGACGAUGAGUUGGUAGAGAGCAGCCUGGCCAAGUCCUCCAGCAGGGCCAAGGGCAGCGGGGGGGUCGAGCCGGGGCGCUGCUCGGGCAGCGAACCCUCCUCCAGCGAGAAGAAGAAGGUCUCCAAGUCGGUGUCCACCCCGGUGGCCCCCAGCCCGGUGCCGGCCCCCAGCUUGGCCAAGCGGAUGAAGAAGAGCAAACAGCCUCUGCAGGUGACCAAGGACCUGGGCCGCUGGAAGCCUGCCGACGACCUGCUGCUCAUCAACGCCGUGCUGCAGACCAACGACCUGAGCUCGGUGCACCUGGGGGUGAAGUUCAGCUGCCGCUUCACGCUGCGGGAGAUCCAGGAGCGCUGGUACGCGCUGCUCUACGACCCCAUCAUCUCCAAGCUGGCCUGCCAGGCCAUGAGGCAGCUGCACCCCGAGGCCAUCGCUGCCAUCCAGAGCAAAGUCCUCUUCAGCAAGGCCGAGGAGCAGCUGCUCAGCAAGGUGGCAUCGGCCAGCCAGCCCAGCCUGGACACCUUCCAGGAGCUGCUCCAUAAGCACCCAGAGGUUUUCUACCCUUCCCGCACGGCCAAGGCGCUGCAGCUGCACUGGCAGCUCAUGAAGCAAUACUUCCUGCUGGAGGAUCAGACUGUGCAGCCUCUGCCCAAGGGGGACCAAGUGCUGAACUUCUCAGACGCUGAGGAGAUGCUGGACGACAGCAAACUGAAGGACGUGCGGGACGAGGUCCUGGAGCACGAGCUGACCGUGGCCGACCGGCGCCAGAAGAGGGAGAUCCGGCAGCUGGAGCAGGAGCUGCACAAGUGGCAGGUUCUGGUUGACAGCAUCACAGGGAUGAGCUCCCCAGACUUCGACAGCCAGACGCUGGCCGUGCUGCGGGGCCGCAUGGUUCGCUACCUGAUGCGCUCCAGGGAGAUCACACUGGGCAGAGCCACCAAGGACAACCAAAUCGAUGUGGACCUGGCGCUGGAGGGCCCUGCCUGGAAGAUCUCUCGCAAGCAGGGAGUCAUCAAGCUGAAGAACAACGGAGAGUUCUUCAUCGCCAACGAGGGCAGGAGGCCGAUCUACAUCGACGGCUGCCCGGUCCUGGGGGGCAACAAGUGGAAGCUCAACAACAACUCAGUGGUGGAGAUCGCCAGCCUCCGCUUCGUCUUCCUCAUCAACCAGGACCUCAUUGCCCUGAUCAAGGCCGAGGCUGCCAAGCUGACUCAGCAGUGAGCGGCCUGGGGGGGG
Dryobates pubescens (Downy woodpecker) is the source of this 1461-nucleotide messenger RNA. It is a transcript of the gene MCRS1, whose product is annotated as microspherule protein 1. The transcript is spliced from 14 exons. NCBI's taxonomy places the organism in Eukaryota, Metazoa, Chordata, Aves, Piciformes, Picidae. Gene Ontology annotation, cellular component: MLL1 complex; Ino80 complex; NSL complex. Gene Ontology annotation, molecular function: protein binding; G-quadruplex RNA binding. The coding region runs from base 97 to 1446 and encodes 449 amino acids. Gene Ontology annotation, biological process: positive regulation of transcription by RNA polymerase II. The record is from RefSeq and is a predicted model, not a curated record.